Molecule: messenger RNA, 1242 nt
Organism: Acytostelium subglobosum LB1
Lineage: Eukaryota; Evosea; Eumycetozoa; Acytosteliales; Acytosteliaceae
Exons: 5
Coding region: 1-1242 (413 amino acids)
Biological process (GO): proteasome-mediated ubiquitin-dependent protein catabolic process
Cellular component (GO): proteasome regulatory particle, base subcomplex
Molecular function (GO): ATP binding; ATP hydrolysis activity; proteasome-activating activity
Source: RefSeq, a predicted model, not a curated record
AUGGAGGAGUUGGGAUUAACCAAGACUUCAACUACCACUACAACUUCAACAACAGCCGCCUCUAGACAUGCUGACUCGCAUGGCCUCUCCGAUCACGACUUGUACAUCAAGAUGAAGGGUCUUGAGAGCAAAUUGGAUUUCUUCAAUAUACAAGAAGAGUACAUCAAGUAUGAGUACAAGAAUCUCAAGAGAGAGUUGCUCCACGCACAAGAGGAGGUCAAGCGUAUUCGUUCAGUACCAUUGGUUAUUGGACAACUGCUUGAGAUGGUUGACACCAACAAUGGUAUCGUCCAAUCAACAUCAGGAUCAACACUAUGUGUUAGAAUUCUCAGUACUAUUGACAGAGAGUUGUUGAAACCAUCGGCAUCAGUUGCCUUGCAGCGUUACUCAAAUGCACUGGUAGACACUUUGCCACCCGAAUCAGACUCGAGCAUCCAUCUGUUAGGCGCCGAUGAGAAGCCGUCCGAGAGCUACUCUGACAUUGGAGGCAGUGAUAUCCAGAAGCAAGAGAUGCGUGAGGCUGUCGAGCUUCCUCUAACACAUCACAACCUAUAUAAGCAGAUCGGUAUCGAUCCACCCAGAGGUGUAUUGUUGUACGGUCCACCAGGAACUGGCAAGACUAUGCUGGCCAAGGCAGUCGCACAUCAUACCAGUGCUUCAUUCAUUCGUGUCGUAGGAUCAGAGUUUGUACAGAAAUAUCUAGGUGAGGGUCCACGUUUGGUGCGUGACGUCUUUAGACUGGCCAGAGAGAAUGCUCCAGCCAUCAUCUUUAUCGAUGAGAUUGACGCCAUUGCCACCAAGCGUUUCGAUGCACAGACUGGAGCCGAUCGUGAGGUACAACGUAUUCUCAUGGAGUUGCUGAACCAGAUGGACGGUUUCGAUGUCUCUGUAAAUGUCAAAGUGAUCAUGGCCACCAACAGACAGGAUACUCUGGACCCUGCCCUCCUGCGUCCCGGUCGUCUGGAUCGUAAGAUCGAGUUCCCAUUGCCAGACCGUCGUCAAAAGAGACUCAUCUUCCAGGUCAUCACCUCAAAGAUGAACUUGGCCGAUGAGGUCGACCUUGAAGAUUUUGUAUCGAGACCUGACAAGCUGAGUGGUGCAGAGAUUACAUCCAUUUGUCAAGAGGCUGGUAUGCAUGCCAUCAGGAAGAACCGUUAUGUUAUCCUGUCAAAGGACUUUGAGAAGGGUUACAAGUCAGCGAUCAAGAAGAACACUCAAGAGUUUGGAUUCUACCAGAUAUAA